Messenger RNA from Bicyclus anynana (squinting bush brown), 1587 nucleotides. RefSeq lists its product as uncharacterized. The coding region runs from base 396 to 1238 and encodes 280 amino acids. NCBI's taxonomy places the organism in Eukaryota, Metazoa, Arthropoda, Insecta, Lepidoptera, Nymphalidae. The record is from RefSeq and is a predicted model, not a curated record. Gene Ontology annotation, biological process: regulation of transcription by RNA polymerase II. Gene Ontology annotation, cellular component: transcription regulator complex; nucleus. Gene Ontology annotation, molecular function: DNA binding. The transcript has 2 exons.
CAUGUCGAAUGUCGAUUGUCAUCGCAUCGCGUCGUUUUCUGUGGGCGGACGCUAGCGAACAAGUGGCGCUGUUAGCUGACUUAACCAAUUUAACUAGUCAAACAACAAUUCUGUGUGUUUUAUGCUACAUCUAUCGUCUUAAUAAACAGUUUAUUUGUGUUUAAAUUUCAGUUAAUAAGUGAUUUUUAAAAGCAACAAAUUAUUUCUUGAUAUAAAGAUUCCAUUGUAAAAUAACUCCGUGGCCAUUCGUUGGCGUUCGGUGAAACUCGUUUGCGAUGUAACCGUGACAUUUGUUUGUGUUUCUAUCUCGCUCUUUUAUCAACGAAGCGGUAGCGAGUGAAGUGGAUGGAUAUAUUUUACCCGCGACUUUUGAAACGUCGCACGAAUUAGGAAUAAUGGGGAGUAAUAAAAAGAUUCUGGAGGAAAUCCACCCGUUGAGUAUAAUCCGGGAAGUACAAAAAUGGCCAGUUUUGUACGCGAAGGAUAGUCCCGAACGCGCCAAUUUGCGAUUUAAACACAAAGUAUGGACUGAAAUAGCAAAGACUUUAUUCACUGACUGGGAUUGUUUCAGUGAUUGGGAGCAGGAAUCCAAAGUUACAGAUUUAAUGAAGAAAUGGCGCAACCUACGCGACACUUUCAAAAGACAUCUAGAAGCAGAGAAGAAGGCUAGAGAAGGACGCGACAUAAGAAGGAAGACUUAUGUUUACUUCAAACACAUGCUGUAUCUCUUACCACAUUCCGCACCUCAAGAAACACCUUCACCUGAUCCCGUAGUAGAGCCGCAACUCGAUGAAUUCUUUAACAGGCAAAACAAAAGAAAAGUAACAGAGGAAAAGAAGAAAGUUAAGAAACGGAAGCGUCUACAAAAUAGACUAGAACACAAAGCAAUAAAAUCUGUCUUAAUUCCAGAAACACAUACAAAAUCUACGGAUAAAGAGGAGAUGAUAGACGAAGAUAAACAUUUUCUUAUGUCACUUAUACCGUCGUUCAAGAAAAUGAGUGACGAUGAAAAAUUGGAAGCGAAAGUUGAGAUUCUCAAAGUAAUUAAAGGCAUACGAAAGAAACCAAUAGAGAACCCUGUGGACUGCCAUUCAGUAGAAGAUUCAUUGUCUUACAAUUUAGAUGAUUCUAAUGUAGGUGAAGUGAAAAUCGAGGCAAUUUCAGGAGAUCCAGAUUACAGUGAACAAUCAGAAAAUAGUAGGAGUUCUGAAUCUGCUGACAGUGAAAUAUCUGAUUAGAUCUAUUUUUGCCAGUCAACAUCUUAUUUAAGUUAUGUUAAAAUUGAGAUAAUUUGAGGUGACUUUGAGUAAAGUGGACAAAGCAAUCGGAAAAGAGAAGUUCCGAAUCUGGUGACAGUGAAGUAUCUGAUUAGAUCUAUUUUUGUAAGUCAACAUCUUAUAUAAGUGAAGUUAAAAUGAAAUAAUUUUGAGGUGACAUUGAGUAAAAUGAACAAAGCAAUCGGAAAAGAAAAGUUCUGAAUCUCGUGACAGUAAAAUAUCUGAUUACUGUUAUAGACAAUAGUAUUUAGUGUUUUAAUUAGACAAUUAUAUUCUGCAAUUGGUUUUAUAUAGCAACGCUUGCACUGAA